This is a messenger RNA of Phragmites australis (common reed), 2324 nucleotides long. RefSeq lists its product as uncharacterized. The coding region runs from base 1196 to 2146 and encodes 316 amino acids. The transcript has 3 exons. Lineage: Eukaryota; Viridiplantae; Streptophyta; Magnoliopsida; Poales; Poaceae. The record is from RefSeq and is a predicted model, not a curated record.
UAAUUUCCUUUUCUUUUUAUUUAGGAGCUGGUCUGUAGUGGGGAUAAAAUAGAACCCAGGAUUGAUUGAUUGAUUAAUUAAUCGGAGGAUGAUUCUAUUAGUACGUAGCUUGCCGCUGAGUGCCUCGAUAUAUCGAUCUUCCUCCCGAAACCAACUGUAGCAACAAGCUAGCUGCCUAAAACACUUGACGCCUUCCUCCCUUCUUUCCCCAUCAUAUCCAUCGGUCUCGUCAAUUCCUACUACCUUCCUAGUACCAUCCAUCCAUCCAUCUAUCUAUCUAGUAUCGAUUAGCCAAAGCUCUAUGUAGCUUCUAAUAGUUACUAGCUAGACACCUUUAUUAGUCUUCUUCUUGGCCAUGCAUCAAAAUUCUUCUCUAGUAGCUUAAUUGCUAGUCUUCCUUGAAGCUUCAAAAUUCAUUCCCCUCAUGGAUCAUUUUCGGUUCUUGGAAGUUUCUUCUUUCACCUCCUAGCUGCUGAUUCUUCUUGUUUGCCGGCAGGAAGAGCAUCUAGUCUUGUUAAUUAGUCGUACCUUCCUUCCCGGAAACUUCAUUAGCUCCACCGAUGGUGAUGUGAGAAGGGAGGGAUCAGGCACCAUACAAUAAUACAUAAUCCAAGGAAUUAAGCUCAUCGAUCGAUCAUCUCAAACAUCGAUCAUUCGUUUUGUUGUAUAUUAGUUAGUUGUGCAUCAUAGCCUAGAUUCAUACAGGAGCGUAUAUCGGUGGCUGCCUUGCCUUGCCACGCUCCGGUCCAUCGAGCAGCAAAUUGAAGGAAAGCAAAGGGAAAUAAGGAUGCAGGAUGACACCGCGCGCACGGUGAACGCAGCCGCCGUCGUCCUGGCCGCCGCCAGGAGCACCACAGGCCUCCACCAGCAGCAGCUCGGCGACCACACCUGCACGGCCACGAGAGGGAGCCUUUCCCCCCUAGGACCUAGGUAGCGAGACACCCUGUUGUAAGCAUCAGUUGUUCAUUGCAAUCACGAAAGAAAUCUCCACCAGCUUUGCGCCUCUUGUUCUUGUGUUCUAUUUUUUGGUUCGAGCAGAGAGGGAGAUAUCUUAACUGCUGAUAACGUUAUUCAACACGUUAUCCGCACCUCGCUCUACCAUUAUCGUCAUCAACUACAUCUACUUUGUCGUCGUCGUCGACAACACAAGCAUCUAAAUUGUCAAUAGCGAGAUUGGAUUGUCUGCCUACUUCCGAUGUACAUAGCAUCGCGCUACUUGUUGCGUCAUGCGAUCUACCAGCAUCACACCUUACGUGUGAUGCAGAUUAAGAAGAGAUGGUGGUCGCGACUGAAGGCGAAGCUGCAGUGCUUCCGACCCCACGGCCACCCCCAACGCAUCGCCGACGCGGUCUCCACGUCGCCGGAGCCGACCGAGCAGGCGGCGGCCAGCUCCAGCAGCUACUACACCCGCCACGCGCCGCAGUCGUCGCUGGCCUUCGUGGCGCCGCCGCCGUCGCCCGCGUCGUCUGUGCUCACCUCGGAGUCGCCGUCGCCCGUGGUGCUCCUGAACACGAGCAGCUACAGCUCGCCCACGGCCUCCAUCUUCGCCAUCGGCCCGUACGCACGUGAGCCGCAGCAGCUGGUGUCGCCGCCGGCCUUCUCCGCGGGCUUCACUGAGCCGUCCACCGCGCCGAUCACACCGCCGCCGGAGUGUCUCCACCUGGCCACCACCCCGUCGUCGCCGGAGGUCCCCUUCGCCCGCUUCCUGUCGCCGUCCACGGCAGAGCCAGAGCAGCACUGCGGGGGCACGGAGGGGUUCCACGCGUACCAGCUGCACCCGGGAAGCCCCAUCGGCGGCCACCUCGUGUCGCCGGGGUCGACCUCCUCCUCGCCGCCGGUCUGGAUGUUUGAGGCUGAGGAGAUGGCGUCGCGGAAGCUGCACCGGCGCAACGAGGGGUCGCUUCUUGAUGGUGGGCGCAUCCCGGAGGCGGAAGGUGGCGCUGAGGCGAGCACCGGGAUCGGCAGCGCGAGGAAUAAUGAGACGUGCGAUGAGGUGGCUAAGAGCGGUGAGUUUGUGUUCGGCUGCGUGGACGGGUGGUCGACGGGUUCGGCCGGCGGUGGAUCCACAGACAUGAGGGGCGGCGGAGGGGGAGACACGACUGAGGGUCGCAAGCAGCAAUGGCCUUUCUUCCUUCCACAUACAUGAUCGAGCUCCCACCCAGCUGUGAUAGAUGCAUUUUUAUUCUUACCUAGAAUUAAUUAACUCACUUGAGACUCUGGAUAACAAUGGCGUCGGUACGGUGCAAUUUGGUACUGAGCUAGCCAGUGCAUUGUCUAUCGAUGGAGAAGAGUCUCUCUCUAUAUAUAUACAUAUACACUUAGUA